AUGGGAACCCCAAUAGCUGAGAUUGUUCUUCCUUCUGAAAGUUCUUCCACUCUGAAUGAACAACCUAGUCAUGUGGUGAGGAUUGAUAAACAUCACCCAUACUUCCUUCACAAUUCAGAUUCACCUAGGAUGAACUUAAUCACUUCAACUUUUGAUGGAAAAGGAUUUCCAGGUUGGAGGAGAUCCAUACUCAUUGCCCUAUCUGCCAAGAAGAAACUUGGAUUCAUCAAUGGUACUUGUGCUGCACCAGAUCCACAAAAUCCACAGUAUGCACAGUGGAGUUGCUGCAAUGACAUGGUAAUAUCAUGGUUGUUAAAUUUAUUAACAAAAGAAAUUGCAGACACUGUAAUUUACUCUAAAACAGUAAAAGAGUUGUGGGAUAACUUGGAGCACAGAUUUGGUAGGACAAAUGGUGCUAAACUCUAUCAUUUGCAAAAGGAACUGUCAGGAACUAUUCAAGGAAAUUCUGAUAUAGCAGGAUACUUAACCAAGCUAAAACAUUUGUGGGAUGAACUGAUGCACUCAAUAUCAUGA
Solanum tuberosum (potato) is the source of this 534-nucleotide messenger RNA. RefSeq lists its product as uncharacterized. The transcript has a single exon. Lineage: Eukaryota; Viridiplantae; Streptophyta; Magnoliopsida; Solanales; Solanaceae. Bases 1 to 534 code for a protein of 177 amino acids. The record is from RefSeq and is a predicted model, not a curated record.